CACUAUAAUGGAAAUCCCAUAGCAGUCGAAGUGUCUCGUUUGUGGUCAUGCUAAGGGGGCGUUGUAGCAGAGCGCCUCCUCCAGGUGAAGCGGUGAUGUCACAUCCAGCCAGGUGAGCAGGCUCCGGGUUGUCCGUACAGGAGAAGGAAGAAGACGAGGACGCGGCCGCCGUACGGACAGUUCUGUGGCUGCAAUAUGGUUGCUGCUUCCAUCAGGCGCCUUCUGUCCCCGAGCCUCCUCCUGCUGUGCCUGGGCCUCGCUGUGCCGCUAGGGGUGGAGGCGGUGCCGGAGCCGGGGACCUGGACUAAGCCCUACUCUAAGGGUGAUGCAAUGCCUCUCUUGUUCAGAAAGAUAUUAUUCAACAAAACAUACAUAGAAGUGACACUUCAGAACGUCCAGUGCGCUAAGCCUGUUAAGAUUACUGUAACGUGGUAUCUGAUGCAUUACAUUUGCUACAAUCAAUUUUCCACCCUUGAGGAGGCUCUUCAAAAUGAUGAUGUGCGCAAACAUAUACUGGAUGGACCGUAUAAUGAAAAUACUAAGGACAUUAAUUGUGAAAAAGGAACUCACUCCAUACCAUUGCAAAAUUCAAAGUUUCAAAAUGCACAGCGCUCUGAAAACGAGAAUAAGACCAAUGCUAAGACCAAUCCUUUUUUUUCCAAUUCAAAGGGUUAUGUUGCUCAAACACAGCAAGAUGGGCCUUUUAUUUUUGUAGUUUCACUAAAAUCGGCGCUGAAUGCUGAAGAUUGGAGUUUAUUAGUUUAUACCUCAAUGGAAGGUCCUCAUGGGUACAUUUCUGCAUCAGAUUGGCCAUUAAUGAUUUUUUACAUGGUGAUGUGCAUAAUGUACAUAGUUUUUGGACUCAUGUGGUUCGUUUGGUCUGCCUGCUAUUGGAAAGAUUUGUUAAGGAUACAGUUUUGGAUUGCUGCUGUCAUUUUCUUGGGAAUGCUGGAAAAAGCAGUAUUCUAUGCUGAAUAUCAAAAUAUCAACAGUACGGGAGUGUCAUCACCCGGUCUGUUGGUGUUUGCGGAGUUGGUUUCUUCCAUCAAAAGAACCCUGGCUCGAUUAUUGGUCACCAUUGUUAGCUUGGGAUAUGGUAUAGUAAAGCCACGCUUGGGAGCGCUGAUGCAUCGUGUAGUUGGAAUGGGUGUCCUCUAUAUGAUAUUCGCCACAGUUGAAGGAGUGAUGCGAGUUAUUGGAACAAAGGAAUCCGACUUGGUUUUACUGGCAAGCAUCCCACUGGCUCUUCUGGACUCGGCACUGUGCUGGUGGAUAUUUGUAAGCUUGGCUCAAACAAUGAAGACACUGAAGUUAAGAAAAAACACAGUGAAAUACUCACUAUACAGACAUUUUACAAAUACACAAAUUUUUGCCAUAUUAGCAUCUGUGAUCUUUAUGGCAUGGACAACAAAAAAGUUCAGACUGGCACCAUGUCCAUCUGACUGGAUGGAGCUCUGGGUGGAUGAUGCUUUCUGGAGAUUCCUGUUUUCUGUAGUCUUACUCGUUAUAAUGUUUUUAUGGAGGCCAUCUGCAAACAACCAAAGGUAUGCAUUCACCCCUCUUAUGGAUGAUUCAGACGAUGAAGAAGAAGUAUUCCUUGUUACAGAUCAUUUAGCGGAAGGUAUGAAGUUAAGGGGAACAAAGUCAGAGCCUAAUGGAACAGCUAAGCCUACUGCUUCUAAUAUGGAUGAAGACCUUAAGUGGGUGGAAGAAAAUAUCCCAUCUUCAUUUGCUGAUGUGGCACUUCCAGUAUUAUUGGACUCUGAUGAGGAGAUCAUGAUGACCAAAUAUGAAAUGUCAAAGAUCGAGUGAUGUCAACCGAGAUUGCUCCUUGACAAUGAACUGUGAACUGCUUCCCCGGGAGGCCAGGAUUGGGACUGGCUACUUCAGUGUUGGAGACUUCUGAUAAUAAUCCAGUAUAUGGCGUGUUUGUACUAUCCAAUCAUCGUAAACAGAUCUUCCUUCUUUAUACAUCUGACUGGAAAUGUGUCAUAAGGGGAUUAUUUUACAGCAUAAAGACUUUAACUUCCAUACAAAUU
This is a messenger RNA of Rana temporaria (common frog), 2039 nucleotides long. It is a transcript of the gene TMEM87B, whose product is annotated as transmembrane protein 87B. The record is from RefSeq and is a predicted model, not a curated record. Bases 196 to 1812 code for a protein of 538 amino acids. Gene Ontology annotation, biological process: retrograde transport, endosome to Golgi. The transcript has 20 exons. Gene Ontology annotation, cellular component: Golgi apparatus; membrane. NCBI's taxonomy places the organism in Eukaryota, Metazoa, Chordata, Amphibia, Anura, Ranidae.